ACCACGGUAACGCAUGUAACAAGAAAUAAAACAAUUAAUGUAUGAGAUGAUUCUGUUUUCCAUUGUUGACCACCAUGAGAGUUCUACUUCAGUUCGUCUGCUUUCAAGAUGAUCAUUGGUGUCCCUGUUUUUUGUUUUCUGAUGUCUCAAGUCCAAGUGUUAUCAGCUGUGAGUACAACAGAAGGGAAACAAUUUUUGAUUUCCGCUCCACCUUUCCCAAGAGACGUUAACAGUGCUAACAUUUUCAAAAUUAUCCUAAAAGUGCAAUCACGAUAUACUACUGUGGUCGUGUUGACUGCUAGGUCGACUUGGACAUCAGACGUGAAGUCGAACAGGCACGUGAGCCUGACGCCUCUUGUUCCAGAUCAGUUCGAGGUUGACACUUUCCUAAGACCAGCAAAUCCUUCUGGCCUCAGAUGGUGUCUCGUGCUUUCUUCACAAAAACGUUUCGUUCUCCUGGUGGAGAUAGUCACCGGAAGAUCCACAUCGGAGACGUUUACAGCCGUGCCAGUAGAAGGAUGGGGGAAAGCAUACGUGGUUGUUACCUUGGAAAAACAUUACUUUGUUGUUAUCAUCUCAGCUGAACCUGACAAUUUGAUCAAAUUGACAUUAAACUCCAACGAUCAUAACGUCUCUCUUCGGAUUUCGGAGCUAACGUACAAACAUGGCGACAGCUUUAGCAUAAGACUAUCCUUAAGUGACCAGGCUUAUGUCAUAAGUAGCUGUGAAACAAACAGCUUGGACAGUCCUAUAACAGGCUCCAGACUGCUAGGAAAGAAGCCGUUUGGGGUGACAGUGGGGAAUUGUAUGUAUAGAUCCCAAGUGCAGAGAUGUAAGCCUGUUCCAGGAAAGGAAGACCUUGAACACAUUUCCUUCACGGCUGAAAUGCUCCUUCCUGUGGAGACCUUCGGCAAACACUUUAUACUCUUCAACGUGAGAGGAAGGAACUCGACAGGGGUGCACAUCAUUACAUCCGGCUACGAACUUUCCACUGCCAUUCUUGCCGGCCUCAACCCAAAACCAGUGACGUAUCAGCGGUAUCACAUUGUAGGCCUAGGAUCAUCUUUGAUGCUUCAAUCUGAUUUUCGAUGGCUGCAAGCAACACACCCAGUGCAGGUGGUGUAUGCUCAGAUGUCGAGCUGUUUUGGAGGAGGAGGCCUAGAGUCCAACAUGAUGCUCCUUACUCCGGUGGAACUCUUUUUGGAUAUGUACGAUUGCAUAUUCCCCUCAGUUGGUGACAGCCAUUACCUGACUCUGGUCGUGCCAACGAAACACAGGGACACAUUCAAGUACAUACACCAUGGUGAUCAACCGAUCGAUCCUAUAAUCCGACAAAUAGAUGAAAGAUAUCCCGUAGUAGCCUGGAUUGGCGGUCUUGGACACUGGCAGGUGGUUGAGUACAUGGUCAGGAGGAAAUCAAGUUUCACUAUCUACUCACUCAAGACUAGAUUCGGUUGUUACAUACACGGUGUGAGUCAGCAGGGCAGCUCCUUGCACUCGGCUGGUUUCGUCUCAUCUAAUAUUCAUUCCAAGUACUGCAGGAAGACUGAGGCUUCAAUGACCAAAGGCGAUCUGCUGGACAACGACUGUGACGGCUGGGUCGACGAGGACAACGCUAAUGCGAGAAAUGACGACAUUAGUAGAUCGAGGGACGAUAAUAAUGAUGAAGACUUGGGAAAGUUCUAUAAGCCAGGGGAAACAAUCGAAACCAGAUAUCCCGGUAUUUUAGGUAGAGCUAUAGAGGAGCCUUUAAAAAUGUUUCUGUCAGACCACGCCGUGGCUGAAUUGGUUUCUGGAGAUGUAAAUUUGACAAACGUCGAAGAGGUUGAUAAUACAUCAGAGACUGUUGUCUAUAACGCAAGCUUGACAAAAUAUUUUAGUGAGUGGACCCAGUGGGCAUGUGGUUACGACUGCGCUGUGGGGGACAGGUCUAGAACAAGAAUGUGCUUGACUCUAAAUAAUACUUACGGCUGCGUCGGGUCGACGAGUGAGAUGAAACCUUCCGACUGCUAUGGUAACAUGUGCCCACCCACUGAUUGCCUGGGUAAGACUUUCGGGGAUCUUUGUCAGCAUUCGUGCUCAAAGUGUGUCGACAGUUGCAACAAGUUUGAUGGAAACUGCGAUAGAUGUGCGUCUGGCUACGACUUUCCCAAGUCAGGUUGUCAAUUAGAUCGAACGUCCUACAUUGACUGGAACGAGUGGCAUUGCGCAGAAAACUGUAAAUCUCCUUAUCUUAUAAGAGAAAGGUUUUGUAAACAGUAUGGAACUGUUGGUAAUACCAAUAAUUGUACAGCUCCUGUGACCGACAAGAAACCCGGAAACUGUUACGUUGGAGAACUGUGCCCAGCAGUAUGCCCGGACUUCUCGUGGGCGCCAGGAUGCACAGAGAGUUGUGUCAACUGUAACGAGCCUUGCGACAAGUUUACGGGUGUCUGUAAAAAGUGCAAGCCUGGAUUUCACAGCCCGAAAUUGUUUUGCAGAAUACCAUGCAGUAUAAACGAGUACGGAUUCGGCUGCAUGGGCGACUGCCUGAAGAAGUGUGGCAAGGAUUGCACUGAAAGGGUGCAUGGAACGUGCCCGUCUACUGGUUCAGGUCUAGCGAUUGUCAUAGUGAUACUACUGAUUUGUCCCAGCCUCUUCUUCGUCUACAUGGUAAUAAAAAGGAAGAAAGACGAGGAGCUCAAAUAUAUCAGGUCACUCUCAUCCGUGAAAAGCGCCAAGAGCCAGAUCCAUUCACAGAACCCGGGCGUCCCGCUCAGCAGGUCGAAAUCGCAGCUUUCGGUCAGGUCCCAGGCCACGGAGAACAUGGAGAGGUCAAGGUCAGAGGAACUGCUUGCCGCCAUCUUGGUCUCGGAGGAUAGUGUUGAGCAGAAAGAAAGCGUUGCCAUAGCAAUGGAAACUAAUUCGGAACUGUCAACUAACAGUUCAUAACAGAAAUAUUAU
Messenger RNA from Biomphalaria glabrata, 2943 nucleotides. RefSeq lists its product as uncharacterized. The transcript is spliced from 24 exons. The coding region runs from base 109 to 2931 and encodes 940 amino acids. Lineage: Eukaryota; Metazoa; Mollusca; Gastropoda; Planorbidae. The record is from RefSeq and is a predicted model, not a curated record.